Molecule: messenger RNA, 705 nt
Organism: Ipomoea nil (Japanese morning glory)
Lineage: Eukaryota; Viridiplantae; Streptophyta; Magnoliopsida; Solanales; Convolvulaceae
Product: zinc finger protein 593
Exons: 3
Coding region: 79-447 (122 amino acids)
Molecular function (GO): nucleic acid binding; zinc ion binding
Source: RefSeq, a predicted model, not a curated record
UAUUACUGUUGCCUUUUCGUUUAUGAUUCAUCACAUGCCAGAAACCCUAGCUGCAAAAUUCGCAGAGGAAGAUCAAAGAUGGGAGGGAAGUGUCCCCAUAGAAGCGUGAAGAAGCGCCGCUACUCUCACAAAACAGCUCGCCGCACUAAAUUCCUCCUCAAAGGAGAUGACGCAGUUUACCAGGAGCUUAACAAGCCGGACGCGGACGCCCAGACCAAAAACAUGCCUGUAGAUGAAGACCUCCCAGGCAUGGGCCAGUACUACUGUCUUCACUGCGAUCGAUAUUUUGCGAAUGUUACGGUGAGGGAUGAGCAUUUCAAGACUAAAAAACACAGGAGGCGUGUGAAGCUGAUGAUGGGGCCUGCACCCCACACACAACUCGAUGCUGACUUAGCUGCUGGAAUGGGCAUGCCAGAUAACGGCCCGAAGCUCAUGUUAAUGGGUUGAGCUUUGCCUUUUUGUUUGUUCGAUGUGAGCUCUGAGCUGUGACAAUGGAGACUUCGUUUUAAGAAUCUUUCAAUAUAUUUAUGUUUUUAUUACAGUAUGAUACUAGUUAAUCAACAUUCUCACUGUCAAUAUAGCUAGCUUCAAAUUGUGUUGUCUCUUUUUGUUUACCUUAGUUCAUUUGUAUCAAGAACAAAAAUGUAUGAAUUACAAGGAACCAUGCCAUAUGUAUUGAUCGGGAAUUCUUCAUUACCUUGUUAA